CUGCAAGUGGGAACAAGUAGCUGUAGCUGUAUAACAUGAGACGGUUACUAUCACUGUAGGAACAAAAACAUUUUGACAUGACCGAAACAGUAGGUGUCAGUGUAUUACCACGAUCGUAGAGAACUAUGGUGUUGGUGAAAUUUUUAGAUGCAGCCUAGUACUAGUUGUAGUUGUCUGGUAAGAUAGAGUAGAGCUAUAAGUCAGCUUCAUGUCAAACACUUUUUCGCAGUACUCGGCUAAGCAAUCCACAUGACAACAAUGGCGGGACAGCCUUUCGAGUGGGGGUCGUUGUACCUAGCGAAGAGGCAGCGACCUGUGUCGGAUCUCGAAAUCGAACAUGAGCUUGCCUCGAAAAUGCGAAAGAUGGGAACUGAUUGCCAUAUUGGCAGUGCUGCGGCCGUUCCCCCGGCGUCGACCUCUUUAUCGUCCGGAUCAUUCUCGACGGGCGGAUCUUCUGGCAGCCGUGCGCCAUUGUUCGGAGACCAUACGCAUACUAUCACCAGAGGGCCGGCCAGCGCGGAGAGGAGAACGGCGCAACAGGAGAGCAAUAGCAGCCUUGGUAGCCAUUGGAGCCUCAAGAAUAACGAUGGUAGCGAGGAUGGCGGCUUCAAUAGCUCAUUGAGGUUCCCUCCGCUGCAACAAGGUGACGUUGGCCGAGACAUAUCGGAAGUAUUUCUGCCGCCCGGAGUUCAACGUGGGAGUAACAUUGUAGGCCAGCAGCGCCAGCGUCAGCUGGAGCAAAUGACCUCCAUCUCACCAGCGACGCCCCGCGCAAGAGGUAGCGGCCGCGGAUCUUCGGCGACUGGUGGCGACUCGAUGCAUGAGUGGCAGUGGGACGAAGAGCCACCACCGCCACCCGAAAAGCUGUCACGCAGAGAGCUCGCAGAACAAAGUGGAGGUAACGAUGACUCUGUUGAGAUAGAGGAGGAUGAUAACAUUUUGGACGAGGAGGAAAGCCUUACGCGACGGUUCGAAGAUGAGCCGGGACGAGGAGAGCGAGACCCUAAUCAAUUUGCGCUAAUGCCAUACCUCACACCUGACCAAAUACGUGAGGCGCAAACUCGACAGCCUGGAAUUCCACGUAUUGAAAUUUUUUCUCUUUGUGAAGAUCUUCAUGGUUUUAUUCCAGCAAGAAACCAAUCUUGUUUCCUAUCCUGGAUCCCGAUACGAUUGUAAAUAGAACUGAUUGAUGUUCGUUAUAUCAUCAUUACUUAUUUCCAUUUCCAAUAUGAAAGAUCUGCUCGCCGUUUUCAUUUAUGAUCUAUCACCAGCUCGAGUUAUAUCCGCAUCGUCUUGAUGACUUGCUUCGUGACUCUCGGAUCAUCAGGGCCAAUACCUACGGAUAGACCUAUUGCGCAUGUGCACAUGGGUGAUAAGCAUCAACGACGUGGACUAACACAAGGAGGAGAGCUUCCUUCGGUUGUUCGAGACCAGAUGCGACGAAGGAACGAGGUCCCGCCCGUGGGACUCUCCAUUGUUCCUUGGGACCAGCACCAGGCGCAGUUACAGAAUUUCUCACAAAACUUACUCAGCAGUUCACAAGGAUGGGCUGACAUAAUGACAAGUGCGCCGCAAGUCGACGAUGACGGGGACAAUAUGAUGGUGGAUUCUGGAUGAAAGAUCGUGGUCUUCAUCUUCAACAGCUAAUGCGAAUAUGACGAGGAUCAUAAGCUUUGCCUCUUGCGGAGCUUGCAACAGUGGAGCUCGAUAGUGAUAAUGCCAUGGCACUCGGCAUGAUCGCCUAUUUGCUGAAAAUUGUGUAACGUGCAGAACGAUCGGUAGCAAAUGGUGGCAUCGCUGCAGAUAUAAUCGCGCACAUUUUGGUCGUACAAGCGAUGUAUUAUGUGUGACGAAAGGAAUUAGUUAUUUUUGUAACAAUCGCAAGCAUCACCUUAUCAAAACCUCAAUGACGCAUGUACACCCAGGAGAACCAUUCAAGAACCAUGAUCUAUGUAUUGGCUACUCUUUUUGGAACACUACCUCCGCACACGCACACAUCGUACAUACUUACUCAUAAAAAUUAACACGCAACCACAUGGUCAUGAUAUUCUUCUUCCUAAGUAGAUCCAUCUUACUCCUGGUGUUGCUGCUUCGGUCAACGCCAAGAAUGCUCGUCGUCGCUUCUGUCCUACACUUGUUCACUAUAACUUUUUGGUCGGUUUGCAGUGAGCUGGUCGGUUUGCAGUGCGCUGGUCGUGUUGUAGUUUGAUGAAUCAAGAUACCUUCUUUUUCGUUACUUCUACU
Amoebophrya sp. A25 is the source of this 2244-nucleotide messenger RNA. The record is from the annotation of a GenBank genome assembly. NCBI's taxonomy places the organism in Eukaryota, Dinophyceae, Syndiniales, Amoebophryaceae.